Molecule: messenger RNA, 1527 nt
Organism: Aspergillus japonicus CBS 114.51
Lineage: Eukaryota; Fungi; Ascomycota; Eurotiomycetes; Eurotiales; Aspergillaceae
Product: phosphotransferase family protein
Exons: 3
Coding region: 1-1527 (508 amino acids)
Source: RefSeq, a predicted model, not a curated record
AUGGAUUUCGACGACAUAAGUCUUGCAAGGGUCGAGAAAAUCAAGACAGAAUGGAUAGCUCAAUGCUCAACCUCCUCGCAAGGUAUCUGCCAACUUGCCAGCAGGUACCGCGGUCGCGACGAUUGUUUCCUCCGCUCCAUGCACUGCGGGUCCUUCAACUUCAGCUUCCGUCUUCAUUGGGAGGAUGGUGGACCAGAUUGGUUGAUUAGAUUCCCUCUGCCGGGAAAGUCGAUGUUCCUGGAUGAGAAGGUCCAGAAUGAGGCUGUCCUGAUGAAAUACAUCGCGGAAAAGACGCGCAUCCCUGUUCCGCGCGUCAUUGGAUACGGCACAGCAGAGGAGAACCCUACCGGUCUCGGCCCCUUCAUUAUCAUGACCUGGGUAGAAGGCACCAAGAUGUCCGACCUUCUUCGCAAAGGUGGCGAUACCCCUGAAAAGGAGGAUGCACUAAAUCCAGACAUUGACCCGCAGACACUGAAGACCUUGUAUGGAGAAAUGGCAGCGAUUCUGCUGGAGUUGUGGAGCCUGGAUUUCAGUCGUAUCGGUAGCCUUCGCGAGCAUGGGGCACCACCCUCGACCCAAGUCGAAGGCAGACCGUUGACGCUCGAAGUUAACGAACUGAUCAGGACCUGUGGCUUGGACGAUUGUGCCCCGUCGAGAGUCUAUCAUAGCUCGCUGGAGUAUAUACACUCUCUCUUACGCCUGCAGGACACCCAGCUGGAGCGGCAGCGGAACAGUGUCUAUGAUUCGAUCGACUGUCGGGAGAAAUACGCUUGUCGCUGUCUGCUGAAAGCGGUGGCACUGCGCUUCAUAUGCCCCCCCGAUAAUGACGGCCCAUUCAAGCUCUUCUGCGAUGACCUUUGUCCGGGAAAUGUGCUUGUCGAUGAUUCCCUCCACGUGACAGGCGUCAUCGACUGGGAGUUCUGUUAUGCUGCCCCUGCCCAGUUCGCAGGCAGUAUUCCGUGGUGGUUGCUUCUCGAGCGGCCGCAGAAGAUCCUCAACAACGAAGGCCCUAAAGCGUUCUUUCGGUCUUUUUCGUCGCGCGCCGACUGUUUUCUGCGGGCGCUGGAGUUGAAAGAGAAAGCCAGAGGGCUGGGUGUGGAGGAUGAUCUACUAUCGGCAAGAAUGAGACAGUCUAUCGACACCAAGAGUGCCUGGUUCUACCUCGCUUGCCGGUCAGUCUCAUCUGUCGAUCUACUGUACUGGGACUUGCUGGAUGAGUACUGCUGGGGUGAGAGGUUGUCGAUCGUAGACCGGGUACGCUCUUUCACGACAAACAUUGGACUCUGCAGCGACCGUGAGGACUUUGUACGGUCGAAAAUCGUGCAAUUACAGGAAUAUUAUGCUGAUAUUGGCGAAGCGACCGAUGUAAGGUAUGAGGAAGAGGAAGAGCCGCAUGGCGAUGAACACAAGAAUGACAAGGGCACUGAUGCCUCACCUGCCUCCUUUGGCUACUGGGAGCUUGAAGGCAAGAGCGUGAAAAAAUUGGCCACCGCGAUCGCUGUCGCAGAAUACGGUGGGCAUGUUUGA